Molecule: messenger RNA, 1897 nt
Organism: Carica papaya (papaya)
Lineage: Eukaryota; Viridiplantae; Streptophyta; Magnoliopsida; Brassicales; Caricaceae
Molecular function (GO): zinc ion binding; nucleic acid binding
Source: RefSeq, a predicted model, not a curated record
CAUUUUUCUAAAAAAAUAGUUUCGUGAAGGGUAAUUUAGAAACCCUAGCCAUUGCCAUUACCAUCGUCCUCCCCCAUUAACUGGUCAAAUUCGUCAUUACCGUCGGGGAUCAGGAUCGAGAUUUUGUGAGUUUUUGAUAAUGGCGAGGAGAGAGAAGCGAAAGGGUAAAUUUGAUGCAGAAGACGGAGAAGGAAAUAAUGAUGUGGUAAUACUCAGUAGCGACGACGAAGAAGCAAACGAGGACCUGAGCUUGAAGAUCGUGGAGAAAGCCCUGUUGAAGCGAGCUGUAAAGCGAGACCAGAAAGUAGGUUCUGUUUUUGAAGAUUCGAAUGGGAGCAGCAUAGUGGAUCUCUGCUCAUCGUCCUCCCAGGAAACAGAUGAUUAUUUGGCGGGGCCAGAUGGGGUCAGUAGUGAGGCGGUUGCGGUUGUGAGAGAGAAAAAUAAAGUUAGGAAGAAGAAGAUGAAGAAAGUCGAAGUGGAAAUUGGAGAGAACUCUUGCAAUAAUUGUACUCUGCUGCGGCAGGGCAUUAUUUGCAAGGAGCAAGCAAAAGAAGAUACAGUUGGCCAGGUGGAGGUACAUGAGAAGGCAGAAACAAUGACGGAUAUAGAGAUGGUUGAAUCUUUGGAUCAAAAGGCUGUUGAGAUAUCUGAUAAUAUGGUGCUCCGGAAGCUUCUUCGUGGACCAAGGUACUUUGAUCCUCCAGAUAGUGGCUGGGAAACAUGCUAUAACUGUGGUGAAGAAGGGCAUAUGGCAGUGAAUUGUCCUUCAGCUAUAAAGCGGAAGAAACCAUGCUUUGUAUGCGGCAGUUUAGACCAUGGUGCCAAACAAUGCCAAAAGGUACAGAAUUGCUUUAUUUGCAAAAAUGGACGCCACCACGCGAAGGACUGUCCAGAGAAACACAACAGUGUCUUUAAGACUGGUAACAUGUGUUUAAAAUGUGGAGAUGCUGGGCAUGAUAUGUUUUCAUGCCGGAAUGAUUAUGUCGAAGAUGAUCUGAAGGAGAUACAGUGUUAUGCCUGCAAGAAUUUCGGCCACUUAAGUUGUGUGAGUCCCGUUGAUGCUGGUCCAAGAGUUAUUUCUUGCUACAAAUGCGGUCAGUUGGGUCAUACUGGCUUGGCUUGUGUAAGGUUACGUGGGGAAACCAUGGGCAUGGGUUCGCCUAGUUCUUGCUUUAGGUGUGGUGAAAGAGGACAUUUUGCACGCGAGUGCACAAAUUCUUUCAAAGUCGGCAAAAGGAAUCAUCAGUUAUCAACCCCACCUCUCAGACCCCAAAGGGAAAAUAAAGACUACUCGGGUUUCAAGUCUGCUCCCUCUGAACUUGGCAAGUCCAAGAGGAAAAGGAUUGUAUAUAAAGAUGGAAGAGUCACAACACCACAAAAAGCAAAACAGAGAGGUGGCUGGAUUUCGGAAGAUCCUGAAACUGUUCCUCGAAAAACCAAAAGUAAACAUUGGAGGUCCCUCUCAAGGGUAACUAAAGAGAGCCAUAAGACAACUAAAGAGAGUCAUAAGAUUUCAACGACAAAAUCCAUUGGUCAUUUUUCAAGUCCUCAUUCUUCUUCUAGUAAGGCUUCUUAUCACAGAUAUUCAUCUUCCAGAUUUGGCAACUAUAGCAGUAGUAAUGAUUUGAGGAGAAACUACGAUUGGUGGUAGGAUUUAAAAUUUCUGUACAAAUAUAGAAAUGCCAGUGGAAGGUCUUUUACACCUUUAACUACAUCACCCACCCAAAGGUGGGUGAGAGUAGCUGACCACUGACCUUAAAAACUUUUUAGUCUCUCUUUUUUGGCCCCCAUUAUUUAACUUCUUCUCUGUGUCAUUAUGAUGUGUUUUUUGUCAUCUGUUGUUUUAAAUACAUCUGCACAAAUAAUAAUAUAAUUUGCCUUUAUGCUUGCUUUCCAA